Messenger RNA from Eurypyga helias (sunbittern), 800 nucleotides. RefSeq names its product glycerophosphodiester phosphodiesterase 1 (gene GDE1). The transcript has 5 exons. Gene Ontology annotation, molecular function: phosphoric diester hydrolase activity. Gene Ontology annotation, biological process: lipid metabolic process. NCBI's taxonomy places the organism in Eukaryota, Metazoa, Chordata, Aves, Eurypygiformes, Eurypygidae. The annotation marks the transcript as partial. The record is from RefSeq and is a predicted model, not a curated record.
GCAGCUAAGAAUGGAGCAACGGGUGUUGAGCUGGAUCUUGAAUUUACUGCAGAUGGUGUUCCCAUUCUAAUGCACGAUGAAACAGUAGAAAGAACAACUGAUGGGUCUGGAAGACUGUGUGACUUGACUUUUGAUGAAAUUAGGAGACUUAAUCCAUCCGCAAAACACAAGCGAGGGAGCAAAUUCCAGGGUGAAAAGGUACCAACUCUGAGAGAAGCUGUUGUGGAGUCUAUGCAUCACAAUCUUAUUAUCUACUUUGAUGUCAAAGGCCAUGCAAAUCAGGCAGUUGAUGCCCUAAAACAACUCUACCUGGAAUUUCCGCGUUUGUAUAACAACAGCGUAGUCUGUUCUUUCAUGCCAGAUGUUGUUUAUAAGAUGAGACAAGCUGACAGAAAUGUUGUAACUGCACUAACACACAGGCCCUGGCAGCUGAGCCAUCUGGGAGAUGGGACACCCCGUUUCAGCUCCUCCUGGAAACAUUAUUUGUAUAUGAUAAUGGAUGUCAUUCUGGAUUGGAGCCUACACAGUUUCUUGUGGCGAUUGUGUGGGGUUUCAGCUUUCCUCAUACAGAAAAAUUUUGUUUCUCAAGAGUAUGUGAGGCACUGGUCUUCAAAAGGAAUUCACGUGGUUGCCUGGACAGUGAACACAUUUGCAGAAAAAAGCUACUAUGAAACAGUCCUUGGAUCCAGCUACAUCACCGACAGCUUGGUGGAAGACUGUGAUCCGCAUUACUAGCAUGCUCUGUAGCCACUCACCAACCGGAAUAAGCUGCCUCACGUGGGCAGGUCCGGAUUCACCAU